AUGGCGACUUUAGUAUCAACCCCAAUCAAGUCCCAUGCCGGACUCUUUUCCACACGCACCGCUGGCGGGCGUAUGCCCUUGACUCCUUCUCCACGCACCAGAGCAGCAGCAGUUUCGAAUAACCAGAAGUCCUCUCCGUUCACGCCCGAGAGAAAGGCACUGGACAACGGCAAUGUCAAGGUAGCAUCGAAGUCAGUCUACGGCGGAAACUUGUCAUCGCACUUCUCGAAGUCCUCCAGAACCACCCACCGCGAUUCUCCAAAAUCCAACAUUGCCAAGGGUGCAAAAACACCUCGCCGUGCUCUAGAGCUCGGUGUUUCUGACUUUGCACUUACUGGUACUGGAUGCAAGACUCCUGUUAGUAGCCGGUCACGAAAGGCACCUCUUCGUCAGCAGUCUACCAAAACCACGUUAUCUUUCGGUGACAGGUUCAUCCCCAAUAGGGCUGCUAGCUCAGCUAUUGCCACUGUUGGGUCCGGAAAGCUUGACGUUGGUGAUAAGCAACGACCAAAGACAAGCGGAGGAGAGAGUUCAUCAGCUCUGGCUUCGGCUGCCGACGAUGCACUGGCGGCUCUUGGGUCCUUGUCGUUGAAUGACGAUGAGCCAUCCACCUACUCUAGGCCUUCACCCAACACCGUUGCGUACCAAGAUUCAUUGGCUUCAGCUUGCGGAGUGUCCCUCAAUCAACGGAUCCUUGCUUUCAAGCCAGCUCCCCCAGAGUCAUCCAAACCAGUGGAUCUUCGAUCUCAAUACAACCGGCCCCUGAAGAAUGCCAAUGCCGCCUCGGCCCAAUUCAGACGCCGCGUUGCCACCGCCCCCGAGCGAGUUCUGGAUGCACCUGGACUCGUCGAUGAUUACUACCUCAACCUCCUCGAUUGGUCAUCUGGGAAUCAAGUUGCUAUCGGACUUGAACGCAAUGUUUACGUCUGGUCAGCCGAAUCUGGAACUGUCAGCUCGCUUCUGGAGACAAGCCCAGACACCUACGUCAGCAGUGUGAAGUGGUCCGGCGAUGGAGCCUAUGUCAGUGUUGGCCUGGGAACAGGAGAGGUCCAAAUUUGGGACGUUGAGGAUGGCACCAAGCUUCGAAGCAUGCAUGGCCAUGACUCUCGUGUUGGUGUCAUGGGCUGGAACAAGCAUACUCUCUCCACCGGUGCACGAUCAGGUCUUGUCUUUAACCAUGAUGUUAGAAUCGCUCAGCAUAAGGUCGCUGAGCUCGUUUCACACACUUCUGAGGUGUGCGGUCUCGAAUGGCGGGCUGAUGGUGCUCAACUUGCCACUGGUGGCAACGACAAUCUCGUUUCCAUUUGGGAUGCCAGAUCCUUGGCCGUUCCAAAGUUUACCAAGACCAACCACAAGGCUGCCGUCAAGGCUCUUAGCUGGUGCCCAUGGCAGCCAAACGUGCUUGCUACUGGUGGUGGAUCAUACGACCGUCACAUCCACUUCUGGAAUACUACAACUGGAGCGCGUGUCAACAGCAUUGAUACCGGAUCCCAGGUCACCAGCCUUCGGUGGUCGCCCCAUUACCGCGAGAUCGUGAGCACCAGUGGUUUCCCCGACAACUCCAUCUCCAUCUGGAGCUAUCCUACCUUGGUCCGCAACGUCGAGAUUCCUGCACAUGAGACCAGAGUGCUUCACAGCUGCCUGAGCCCAGACGGACAGAUGCUUGCAACAGCCGCGGCCGAUGAAAGCUUGAAGUUCUGGAAGGUGUUCGAGAAAAAGGCUGGAUCUGCCUCCUCGGCAAGCGUUGCAGGUAGACAAAUAUCGUCGAGUGAAAGUGUAGAUGGGACAAAGAACCCAGACGAUGGCACUGAAUUAUUAUCACGGAGGCGGCUCCACGGCGAUCUGGCGGAGGUGGAGCGAGGCUGGCCACCGAUACGCAUGACUAAGCAAGCGAAGAAUCCAUCGCCCUACAUCUCGACGAAGUCACCUCGCUCUUACAACUCCACCAGCCAAGGACGACAAACGUCCAACUUCCCCUGCGCAAUCCAGAUAAAAGUCACAUCGCCCGUUGCAGCAGAUAGCCCAGGGUUGAGAGAGCAAGACGAGACAUUGCAUUUCCCUAAGCCUAUCGCCGCGCCCGUCCAGAGCAUCGGCCUGGAGUCGGAGAGAUCGCCCGGUCCAAAACGCCCAAUCCCCCCGCGACAUACCUAUCUCACCAUCCGCUACGAAGAUCGUUUGCGACAAUCUGACAGGAUGUCGAACACGCAAGUCGGAAACGUGUACCAGCAGAUCAUCGCAGAUGUAAUCGAGAGCUCGAGAGUCGAUGUCGAGGAGGGUGGCGUCGAGGAGAACGUGCUGGAGGAGUUGCGCCAGGUAUGGCAGCAGAAACUGUCCUCGCUGAAGGUUGCUACCUUCCCCUGGGACCCGAAGCCCGAGCCAGCACCAGCCAUCAGCAACCCCCCCACCGUGCCUUCCAACGCCAGUAGUUAUGCUAUGAGCACUCCACCACCCCCAACCACCCAGGCCCCGCUUGGUAUGCCUCAGGUUCCGGCCAUGAAUAAUAAUGCCAAUGGAACCCGCAUCAAGACUGAGCCUGGCUUGGAAGGCCAACCCGGCAUGGCCCAAAACCCCUACCAAAACCCCGUUCUCUCCAUGCCCAAUGCCACCACGGCCCAACAAAGGGCGGCACAGCAUCUGCAAAACAAUUAUGGACCGCGAGCGGCGGCAUCCAUCAAUGCCAUUCAAGCUGGGGCGGCUCAGCAACCACAGAAUCCCCAACCAAAUAUGCAACAGAUGCAACAGAUGCAGCAGCAACACCAAGCGAUGCAGCAGCAGCAGCAGCAGCAGCAGCAGUCGUUGCAACCGCAGCAAGUGCAGCAGAUGCAACAACAGCAACAACAGCAACGCGCGGGCCAAAUACCCAGCCAGAGACCACCGCAAACCACAGAGCAGUAUAGGCAGGCAAUGGUCGCCCAGGCCGCUCAAGCUCAACAGCGACUGCAAAAUCCUCAGAAUCAGAAUGGCGUUAACCCGUCUCAAACUGACGGCGCUGGUGAUGAGAUGGAAGAAUCCAAUGGCCUUAUCAAGCAGUUUAACGCAGAUGGCGAAGAAGUUGCAUUAGGCAGAGUUGAUAUUGAUGGCUUGAUUCGCCAAAAGAUCGAGGCCAUGGGCCAGAGAAUGGAGGGUGGCGGCUUGAUGCUUCCGUUGCAUAAAGCAUCCACUCCCUCGACACGUCAACGCAAGGUCAAGAAGUCGGCAUCUGGAACGGUACCACAACAAGAUGGGCCCGGGGAUGACGACGAGGCUAAGGAUAACGUCAAGGAUGAAGAUUUUGACGAGGAUGCAAUUAAUUCCGAUCUGGAUGAUCCCGAUGAUGGACUCAAUGACGAUGAAGAUGAUGAGGAAGGCAUGGGUCAUAUCAUGCUUUGCAUGUACGAUAAGGUACAGAGGGUUAAAAACAAGUGGAAGUGCGUUAUGAAGGACGGCGUGCUCACCGUUAAUGGGAAGGAGUACGUCUUUCACAAAGCUCAGGGCGGGAAGGCUUCCCCGGACCUCGCAGACGCGUAUCUCCAUGUCGCCAACUCUCUAGUCACUGAAAAUAAAGACAUCUCACAUCAAACUCCCCAUCAGAAGCUGUGCCUCUAA
This is a messenger RNA of Venustampulla echinocandica, 3585 nucleotides long. RefSeq lists its product as uncharacterized. Gene Ontology annotation, biological process: transcription initiation at RNA polymerase II promoter; positive regulation of anaphase-promoting complex-dependent catabolic process; positive regulation of ubiquitin protein ligase activity. Gene Ontology annotation, cellular component: anaphase-promoting complex; transcription factor TFIIA complex. Lineage: Eukaryota; Fungi; Ascomycota; Leotiomycetes; Helotiales; Pleuroascaceae. Gene Ontology annotation, molecular function: anaphase-promoting complex binding; protein binding; ubiquitin ligase activator activity. The record is from RefSeq and is a predicted model, not a curated record. The transcript has 7 exons. Bases 1 to 3585 code for a protein of 1194 amino acids.